AUGACAAAGUCCCAUCGCAGUGAGCAGCUGCAAAUUGAUCCAGAUGGUUAUUUUGAUAUAAUCGAAAAACCAGAACAAUUUAUGGAAGUUGAUACGCAGAUUGCCCCCAAUACCAAGGGCAAUACCGCUGGCAAAUCGCCAGCCCAUGUGCAGCAUUUAUUGGAGCUGGCAAAGGCUGAAGCCGAUAGGGAGUCGCUGACAUCAUCGAAAAAAGGACGUAAAAAACCCUUGAGUCAUAUGCCCGCUUUCCUCUACAAUGGCGAAAAGGGCAAAAUACAAUCGAAUGCCAAGAAUAUUGAGCAUGAUACCAAUCACAAUUUCUUCUAUGAGCGCAAUGUCAUCACAGAGCCCAGUGUGCCGCCAGAGAAAUUGUUGUCGGACAAAAAGGAUAAAGGCGAUGAUUCUCAAGGCAUACCCAAGGAGAAGCUGCGGCAAUUAUCUCUAAAAAGGCGCUUGUUUAAACAACUGAAGGGCAAGAAAGUGAAAGCCGGCGGGGUAGGCCACAAUAAGAAACAUCGUAAACGUCAUGGAAAUGUACAAAAGCAACAGCAUCGCUUUUUAACGCAAAAACUCAAGGAAAAUGAGAUGCAUGCAAAGGAACUUAAAGAAAUUGAAAGUCCUAAAAUUGCCAGAAUGCAUCAUCCAUAUCUGCUGCCAGAUCAUAGCUCCUUGCAGAAUGAUGUACAUCGCUCCAAGAGGGCUGUCACAGCGAAAAAGGAACGUAUUUGGGAUUAUGGGGUAAUACCCUAUGAAAUCGAUCACAUCUUCAGUGGCGCCCACAAGGCACUUUUUAAGCAGGCUAUGCGUCAUUGGGAAAAUUUCACUUGCAUAAAAUUUGUGGAGCGAGAUCCCAAGGUGCAUCCCAACUAUAUAUAUUUCACCAUCAAAAAUUGUGGAUGCUGCUCUUUUGUGGGAAAACGCGGUAAUGGUCGUCAAGCUAUUUCUAUUGGCCGUAAUUGUGAGAAAUUUGGCAUUGUGGUCCAUGAGUUGGGCCACGUAGUGGGUUUCUGGCAUGAGCACACCCGCACCGAUCGCGACAAUCACAUCAUCAUCAACAAGGCCAAUAUAAUGAAGGGUCAGGAAUAUAAUUUCGAUGUUCUCUCUCCCGAAGAUGUGGACUCUUUGGGGCUGCCCUAUGAUUACAACUCCAUAAUGCAUUAUGCACGAAAUACUUUUUCCAAAAGUGUUUACCUUGAUACCAUACAACCGAUAGGGGUGCGUGAGAAUGAAAAAAUUGACAUAGGCCAAAGGGUGCGUUUGAGUAAAGGUGAUAUAGCCCAGGCCAAUCUGCUCUACAAAUGUGCCACUUGUGGUCGAACCUUUCAGCAAAAUACUGGACAAAUUAUAGCUCCCCAUUAUGACUAUAAGGGAACCGAGACGAAUGCCAAUGAAUGGGAUGUGGAGGGCAGCGGCAAUGGUGUAUAUGAUGAGGAGGAUUAUGAAUCGGAUUUCGACAAGUCUUUGGAAGCAUGUGAAUGGCGUAUUACAGCGACAAAUGGUGAAAGGAUUAUAUUACAGCUCCAUCAAGUGAACUUACUAUCAUCCACUGACUGUUCCGAGGAUUAUAUUGAAGUACGCGAUGGUUAUUGGCAUAAAUCACCGGUUAUACAGCGACUGUGUGGCAAUCACACAUCUGUGACCAUAAAAAGUGAUUCCAGUCGAAUGCUCAUAAGUUAUGUCAAUCGACAUGGCGGUGGCAGUAAAGGAUACCGCGGUUUCACAGCCGACUUUGAAGUUGUGUGUGGAGGAGACAUUAACCUCACCAGUGAUCGACGCAUUGAUUCGCCAAACUACCCUUUAGAGUAUUUUCCCGAUAAGGAGUGCAUUUGGCGCAUCACUGUACCGGAAAAUCAUCAGGUGGCCCUAAAGUUCCAGUCAUUCGAAUUGGAGAAUCAUGACAAUUGCAUUUAUGACUAUGUGGAGAUAAGGGAUGGCAACAGCACCGAUUCAGAGCUAAUUGGCAUAUUCUGUGGCUACAAACUGCCACCGAACAUCAAAACGAACGGCAAUCAAAUGUAUUUGAAAUUUGUUUCGGAUGGCUCUGUGCAAAAAGUUGGCUUCUCGGCCAUAUUCAUGGAGGAAGUCGAUGAAUGCAAAUUUGCCAAUCAUGGCUGUGAGCAUGAAUGCAUCAAUACAUUGGGGAGCUAUCAGUGUGGCUGUUAUGCUGGCUAUGAAUUGCAAGCCGACGGCAGAAGCUGUGAGGAUGCUUGCGGCGGUAUCAUUGAUGCCAGUGUGGGCAAUGGCACCGUGACCUCACCCUCUUGGCCCGAUGUUUAUCCCAUUUCGAAGGAGUGCGUGUGGGAGGUGGUGGCACCGCCCAAUCAUGCAGUAUUUUUAAACUUCACCCAUUUCGAUUUGGAGGGCACUAAAUUCCAAUACACCGAAUGCAAUUACGAUUAUUUGGUCAUUUACUCGAAAUUACGAGACAACCGCCUGAAGAAGAUUGGGGUAUAUUGUGGCCACGAAUUGCCCCCUCUUAUAAAUUCGGAGCAAAACAUAUUGCGUUUGGAAUUCUUUUCGGACAAAUCGGUGCAACAUUUGGGAUUUGCAGCUAAAUUUGAAAUUGAUCGCGAUGAGUGCAGCAUUAACAACGGAGGUUGCCAACAUCAUUGCCGCAAUACUUAUGGUUCCUACAUCUGCAGUUGUCGCAAUGGCUAUACGUUGCAUGAGAAUCAACACAACUGCACGGAAACCACCUGUAAAUUUGAGAUCACCAAUCCCUACGGUGUGGUCUCCAGUCCCCAUUACCCUGAAGAAUAUCCACGUAACAUUUACUGUUAUUGGCAUUUUCAUACCGUGUUGGGUCACAGAGUUCAGUUGACAUUCCAUGAAUUUCAAAUGGAAAAUCAUCAAGAAUGCAUUUAUGACUCGGUGGGCAUACACGAUGGCAAGUCAGAGAAUAGUUCCACGUUGGGUGUCUAUUGUGGAGGCCGCGAACCCUAUGCCGUGGUAGCUUCCUCCAAUCAUAUGUUUAUGGUUAUGAAAACUGAUGCAGGAUUGCAGAGGAAGGGCUUCAUAGCCACAUAUUCAACAGAAUGUGGCGGUUAUUUGCGAGCCACUAAUCGCACUCAGGUCUUCUAUUCACAUCCCCGUUUUGGCACUCACAACUACAAACGCAACAUGUAUUGUGUUUGGAGAUUGCAAGCGGAUCCUGAGAGCAGUGUCAAAAUAAGAUUUCUACAAUUCGAAGUGGAAUACUCGGAUCGUUGUGACUAUGAUUCGGUGGAUAUUUCCGAAGAGCAGAGUUUCCAAAGAAAUACCAAUCAUGGACGUUACUGUGGCAAUCGGAAACCUCCCAUAAUUAUUUCCUAUUCGGAUACCCUACUUGUGCGUUUCCAAUCGGAUGACAGCACUUCACUUCGGGGAUUCGCCCUCUCGUUUGUGGCAGUCGAACCCCCAGACGAUGAUGUGGCCGAUGAUUUUAUGUCCGUCACACCCUUUCCUGGUUAUAUGAAAUCAGUCUACUAUGUCUCCGAUUCUCAUACAAAUGAUGAUGGCCAUGAUGCUGACGAAGAUGAACAGGAUGACUUUCGAGGUGUACGCAAUUUUACACCCUAUCGAACACCCCAACAAAGGCUGCGUCUGUUUUGAAAUUAUUUCCAUCAUUUUCUCGUUGAAGGAAAAUGUUUGCUUGAGAUAUUAUCUUUCAAAUGCCGACAGCUCUGCAAAGGAGUGAGUGUUCAUUGUUUUGUUCAUAAUACGUUCGUAAAAAAUCCUAAAAUUUAAUUUUACUAAAUAGUUGUUGUUUAUUAUUAUUUUGUAUAAUUAAAGUCCUGUGUAAA
This is a messenger RNA of Stomoxys calcitrans (stable fly), 3782 nucleotides long. Its product is annotated as dorsal-ventral patterning protein tolloid. The record is from RefSeq and is a predicted model, not a curated record. Lineage: Eukaryota; Metazoa; Arthropoda; Insecta; Diptera; Muscidae. The transcript has 12 exons. Gene Ontology annotation, molecular function: metalloendopeptidase activity; calcium ion binding; zinc ion binding. Gene Ontology annotation, biological process: proteolysis. Bases 1 to 3591 code for a protein of 1196 amino acids.